This is a messenger RNA of Seriola dumerili (greater amberjack), 2424 nucleotides long. RefSeq names its product DET1- and DDB1-associated protein 1-like. The record is from RefSeq and is a predicted model, not a curated record. The coding region runs from base 320 to 628 and encodes 102 amino acids. Lineage: Eukaryota; Metazoa; Chordata; Actinopteri; Carangiformes; Carangidae. Gene Ontology annotation, biological process: positive regulation of proteasomal ubiquitin-dependent protein catabolic process. Gene Ontology annotation, cellular component: Cul4-RING E3 ubiquitin ligase complex. The transcript is spliced from 5 exons.
AACAACAAAAAUGGAGUUGUGAACUAGUAGCAACUUAGCUACCAGAGGACGUUCAAUUUCUGUCUUUGCUUAAACACCUUUACGUGAGUGGAAGUUUCUACCUGACCGAAGUAGCGCAAUGCGACCAUAUCAAAGUAAUACGUAGUUUGUAUUUUGUAGCAGUCGUAAGAAGCUAUCGAGCGGGUAAACAAACCGGUAUCUUGGCUACGACAAAGACAACAAGGUUUAGCAGCUAGCCAGCUAAAAGAGUAGCAUCUGCUCGUGUUCACUCUCACCGUGAGGAGCUAGUCAACAAACGAGGAGCGUGACUCGGGCAAAAAUGGAGAAGGGAGAUUUCCUGAAGGGACUACCAGUCUACAACAAAAACAACUUCAGCAGGUUCCAUGCAGACUCUGUAUGUAAAGCAUCAAACCGUCGGCCAUCUGUGUAUCUUCCCACCCGAGAAUAUCCAUCAGAGCAGAUCAUAGUCACAGAGAAGACAAACAUCUUGUUGCGAUAUCUCCAUCAACAGUGGGACAAAAAGAAUGCAGCAAAAAAGCGAGAGCAGGAACAUGUAGAGGGGGAGAACAUGGCUCCUCCAAGAAAAAUUGCCAGAACGGACAGCCGAGAGCUGAAUGAGGAUUCAUAAAGCAAUGUGCUGUCAGUGCACACCCAGCAGAGACUGACCUACACGAACAAAAUGCACACACGGAUUCAGGAUAUAUGUUUGCAAACCCAGGCCUUGACACUGAAGCACACAAGGAUCGACACAUUUCAGACCACAGUCUUCAUGACAUUAAUUUCAAAAGUAGAGAGAUUUAUGUAACCAAAAGCUUUUUUUCCUCAGUUUAUUUACUGCUCUCCCUCGCUUUAUCCUUUACUUCCAAAAACCUAUGCCUCAGAUUUUAGUCUUUGUAGUUUUAAAAAUAACAUACAUCUACCUCCUUAUUCCUCAGCCCCACUGGUUUUCAUUCACGUAUGCUCACAGACUUUUCUUUGAAAUAUGCAGGGAGUUAAAUCAUUGCUCCUCUGCUACCAUUUAAGAGUUUACAGCUAUAGUUAUUCAUACCAUCUCUGAGAUAUGCAUGCUUUAAGUUAAGGCUGUAUUUGUGAUUAAGUGGCAUGCCAUCUUUUUUGGCUCCCACCCCAUUUGUAUUUUUUUUUUAGUUUUGAAUUAUGUAAUGACAGUGGUCCUUUAAAAUAUUAUUUUAGCUCAUCCUUUAUGUGAUUACUGUCAUUAGAGUAACUGAAAAUAAAACAGCAGUUGUUCCUUGCUUAGAUUGAUUAUCCAUUCAGGGUUUGUUAUGGAUUGUGUUGUGGAAAAAGACGCGUGCUGAAAGAAAUUUUUUUAUGUUUUCUCCUGAUGAAUAAUGAUUUAUUGCCUUAAGUGGAAGUGAGUGUGUUUUCACUAUGUCUUAGAUCGCCCCCUUGGUUUACAUUGUUGUUUUAGGAGGAAUUGAACCAAUGCUGAUCUGAGUGGAUAUUAGCAUGUCCUUUCAAUGAGGAUGCAUUUAAGCCAAUACAGUCAUGUUAGAGGAUGCAAACUCUUUUUGUACAGUAUGAUCUGCAGAUUUUGUAGCUAUAUUCAUGACUUUAUGAGCAGAGCCUGUGUGUUUGUAAUUGCAAAGUUAGCACAGUAUUUUAUGAAAGGCACACAGGUAUGUGUAAAUCUACACUUUAGCGACUAACAUGUAGGCUUCCUGUAAGGGCUGCUGUCAAUCCUUGUCAUAAUUGUGCCAUUCACGUUUGUCCAAUAGGUCGAUCAGUUGAGUCAUAGUGAGGGAAUAUGUGUUUGGAUUUACAAGCUUUUGACAGCAGGGCUAAGUAAACAGUCUGUGUGUGCUGCUCGUAAAAUUGGUGAAGCUCAUCAUAAUGCUCCAUGAGUUUUGUAUAUUUGUACAGUGUGUAUAUUGUGAUUGUUCUAAUCAGGUAACAAGACAACUACUCACUCUUUAUCUUCCCUAAGGCAGCCAUAUUGUUAUUUCACAAUGUUUAGCCAAAUUGUUCUUUUACAUCAGAGGGAUACAAACCAGAGUUUGGUUCAUAACAAACAAAAACAUUUUAUUUAAUUUGCUUUGCACCUUUAGAAAAAUCAGUUUUUGCAAAUUUUUUAAAAGAGGAAGCUGCUGCAAAUUGUGUUUACCACAUUUUCAGUGUUUGGCAUGGCAGAUUAAUGUUUAAAGGUUUACAGAGUAUGUUUUCAGUUUUAAUUUUUGCUGCUCAUGUAAAUCAAACCAAGUAGAAUACACACUGUGAGUUUCUCAAGUAUGACUUUAACCUACAGACGUUCAGUGUUUUAUUUUUCCCAGCUCUCCAUAGAAGAGUGUGCUAAUUCUACUUUAGUGAUAUGGUUUGUAUCACAUCACCUGAUUUAAGUUUGGAAUGUGUUUAUUGUUAAAUGCUUUGCGUUGAGUUUAUUGUAUAAAUGCAUUGUUGUCAAUUUAA